AUGGGAGAUGACAAGAUCAAUCACACUCAUUCACUGUUUCUUCAUCCUUCUGACACGCCGAGUUCAGUUUUGAUUCCAAUUCAACUCACAGGAUCUGAAAACUAUGGAUUGUGGAGAGGUUUGAUAAGGUUUAAUCGUGUAAGGAUCUUCCAAUUGCAUAGAGAAAUUGCAACAAUCUCACAAGGAACAGAUUCUGUGGACACCUAUUUUACAAAGCUGAAAGAGUUAUGGUCAGAGUAUGAUGCCUUGGUGCCUUCACCUGGAUGUGACUGUGUGAAAUCAAAGGAUUAUAUCGUGCAUCUUCAUCAGCAGAGGUUGCUUCAAUUUCUGAGUGGUUUCAACGAAUCAUAUGAUCAAGCAAGGAGACAAAUCCUAAUGAAGACAACAGAACCAACGCUGAAUCAGGCUUAUGCUCUGAUUUGUGAAGAUGAGAGUCAGAGGUCAAGUCCAUAUCCAGCCCUAGCUGUUAAAGCAGAUACAAAUGUUAUGCAGGCUGGUCGAGGGACAAUUCCUAGAGGAGAGCCAAUUGCCAUGCAAGUUGGUAGACGACAACCCUAUAAAGGGAAGAAACCUUUCAUGAGAGGUGACUAUUGUCAUAAAAAUGGGCAUUUGAAGGAAAAUUGCUUUAAAUUGAUAGGGUAUCGAGAAGACUUUAAGGCAAAAAGGCAGGUUGUGGCUAACAGUGCUACUGGUGUUCUUGAACGUGAACAACAAAUACAGAUGAAUGGAGAAAAAGGAGCAAGCUAUGAUCAAGUAGCAUGGCACUUCUUCACUGAGGAUCAGUACAUGCAAAUACUGAAUAUGCUGAAUAAGGAUACUUCUGUACCACAAGUAAACAUGGCAGCUGCUUCAUUAGACUUGCUGCAUUCUAAAACUAAGUUGAAAGGUGAACAAAAAGAACAGGUACAAUUGCCCACCGGUGAGAGAACUGACAUUACACAUACUGGUAGUGCAACCAUUCUUAAGGAUUUGGAGGACCUUUGGAGUGGCAGGGUGAGGAGGAUUAGUAAGGAAAAAGGAGGUCUAUAUGUGGUGAAGGAUGCACACAUAGCAAAAGUGUUGCAGCAAAUGUCAACAGCCACCACUCAAAAGCCAGGAUUUGAUGGUCAUCUUUGGCAUCAGAGAUUAGGACAUGCCUCAGUUAGCACAAUGAAGCAUAUCAAGUCUUUUCAGCAUGCAACAGUAGAUCUAAAUGUAAAUAAGGAUUGUUCAGUUUGCCCUUUGGCUAAACAAAGUAGGCUUCCUACUGUUGUUCUGGAUGAAAAAAUACCUUAUGAGUUGUUGUAUCAUACACAACCUUCACUCAACCAUUUGAGAGGAUUUGGUUGCCUCUGCUAUGCUACUACUUUGGUGCAUGGAAACAAAUUUUCAGCAAGAGCCAAAUCAGCAGUCCAUCUUGGGUACUCAGAAACUCAGAAAGGCUACAAGCUGCUGGAUCUCUCUACUAACCAGUUUCUUGUUUGCAGGGAUGUUGUGUUUAAGGAGCACUUAUUUCCUUUUAUUCAGCCUUCCUUAUGGAAACAUUCGAUGGUCCAUGAUAAGGGGAGUGUGCAGGUUAAUCAUGAACCAUUUCCAGCUAAUCAUGACUUCCUACAACAAGAAGAUCAUGAAGGCAUUGAACCUGCAUCCACUUCUCAUCCACAAGAAGCUGUAGUUUCACCAAUAGAGGAUUCAACUCCAAUUCCAAUUCCUGGUGUGGAUAAUGUACCAACUGAGGAAGUGCAGAAUGGGCAUGCAGCAAAUGAGUAUACACAAGGAGAAACAAGUACAGCACCAAGCUUACAUGACAUUGUAAGUGAGGAAGAGCAUGAUGCAAUGUACUUGCCACAAGAUGUAGACACAUUACCAGAGAUAGAGCCUGCUCUUGCAAGUGAAGAACCAAGAAGAUCUAGCAGAAAUGUCAAAGAGCCCUUGUGGUUGAAGGAUUAUGUGACACAAAAGAAAAAUAAUGGAACAACACUGUAUCCUCUAUCAGGCCACUUAACAUAUAGCAAGCUGUCAGCAUCUUGCCAAAGAUUUGUAGCAAAGAUCUCUUCAUUGACAGAACCUCAGAGUUUUGCAGAAGCAUCUAAAGACAAAAGAUGGGUGGAAGCAAUGCAGUUGGAGAUUAAGGCCUUAGAAGAUAACAAGACUUGGGAGAUAGUAGACUUGCCUAAAGGAAAGAACACCAUUGGCUCAAAAUGGAUGUACAAGAUAAAGUUCAAAGCAGAUGGAGAAGUUGAAAUAUUCAAAGCUAGAUUAGUGGCCAAGGGGUACAGUCAAAAGGAAGGUCUGGAUUAUCAUGAGAUCUUCUCACCAUACACAAAAUGGUAA
Nicotiana tabacum (common tobacco) is the source of this 2313-nucleotide messenger RNA. NCBI's taxonomy places the organism in Eukaryota, Viridiplantae, Streptophyta, Magnoliopsida, Solanales, Solanaceae. The record is from RefSeq and is a predicted model, not a curated record.